GCAUCAGCAUACCGGUUUUAAAAAGUCCAAAGCUUUGAAGUUUGAAAGGUUGAAUGAUGAUCAAGAAGGGCUAACUACUAUUGAUUUUAUCAUCUACAUUGUUCUUCCGAAAACUCAUUAGGUUCUAAUUACCGAGACAGUUGCGAUGAAGUGCUUUUGAGCUCCACUUGUCCGUUCAAAACUGAGAUGCCAGAACCAGCUCUUGGUUGGCCACUUCGCCGGAAACUUGAUAGCUUCGACAUGUUUUCCGAGAGAGAGGAUGAUGAAUCACCAUUGUCGAGGCCGGGUUGGCCGCUCUUGCGGAUAGCUGCUGCCUCAGCGGAAGCUAUGAGUACUACUCCUAUGAGAGAAUUUAAAUCCAGGGAAAAUAUGUCCGUGGUACAGUGGGUGAUGAUGGACCUGCCUAGCCGUCGAUUUCUUUCGGUAAAUUCACAGCCGCAGGAAGGUGAUGAAAAUUGCUUGACAGUAGCACCAACACAGCUUUCCGAUGAAUUGGAGAUUCUUGUUGCAGAAAACUCAGCAGGUUGCAGACUUUUCAGCUAUGCAGAAAUCAGUAGCGCAACUUGUCACUUCUCUGCAGAAAAUCUUAUCGGUGAGGGAGGGUGUAGCAGCGUAUACAGAGGAUGUCUCGAAGGAGGUGAAUCAGUGGCGGUCAAGGUUCUGAAAUCGUACAAGGAAGCUUGGGAUGACUUUUUCUUGGAAACCAAGUUUGCGUCUUCAAUUCAGCACAAACACAUCGCUUCUCUACUUGGUGCAUGUGUGGAAGAUGGCAACCUUAUUUUGGUAUAUGACCUCUUUCCCAGAGGGAGCUUGGAAGGAAACUUGUACGAUUGCAGUGAUGGAUGUAUACUCCCAUGGGAAGUGAGAUUCAAUGUGGCUGUUGCGGUUGCAGAGGCUCUAACUUACUUGCACAAUGAAUGCACUCAACCGAUCAUUCAUCGCGAUGUUAAAUCCUCAAACAUUCUUCUCUCCGACGAGCUUCAGCCGCAGUUAUCUGAUUUCGGGCUUGCUACAUGGGGACCGACGGAUUCUGGUUAUGUGAUAAGUAGUGAUGUGGUGGGGACUUUUGGGUACAUUGCUCCGGAAUAUUUCAUGCAUGGGAUGGUGAGUGACAAGAUUGAUGUUUAUGCCUUUGGUGUGAUUCUCCUUGAACUAUUAUCCGGUCGAAAGCCCGUAGAUGAGGCUUCGAAAGGACAAGAGAGUUUGGUCAAAUGGGCAAGAAAUUUGUUAGACGUUAUGGAUCUUAAAUCAUUGCUGGAUCCAAAGUUAAAUGGGGACUACGAUGUUGCCCAAAUGCGCAGAAUGGUAAUGGCAGCAGGGCUUUGCAUAAACCAGUCACCUCGUCUUCGACCGAAAGCGAGCCAGGUACUGAAGCUACUAACGGGAGAGACGGACGCAAAUGAGUGUUUUAAUCUUCAUGCUGUCAAGUCGAGAGAGAUGUGUUGUCGAGAUGAAGACGACGACCUAUUCCCGGAAGUCGGGUGGCGUUCGGUUUCUGCAAUGUCCGAUACAAAUGAUGGUAGCAUCAGCAGAUCGAGUUCAACAAACACAGCAUCUAGUGCAGAGAAACCACACCGAUACAAGUUAAAGGACUACUUGACUAUACCUGACCAUUAUUCUUUGAGUGAAAUUUCUUUCAUAAACAUGUAAAUAUACAUACAUACAUAUAUAUAUAUAUAUAUACACAUACAUAUACACACAUACAUAUAUAUACAAAAUAGACCGAUGUUUUUUGUAUGAAUUAAUUGAUAAAAUCAAUUAACGAACGAAUAAAUCAGUGUUUAGUUGAUGCUCAAACAACUGUACAGUUUAAAACCGCUAGUGCUGCCACAAAAGAUGGAAGAAACACAGUAGAACGGAACCGUGUAGGGCAAUGCACAUAUGGCGCCCUCAGGCAACAAUUGUGCUUUCGGCCACUGCGUGCUACUUGUAUGACAUGAGACCUCGCUAUCAGUUUUUGACCUUUUAGACCAGCAUCUGAUUUGUGACUGUGUCCCAAAGAGGCAUUCUUCGUCAUCAGUACCGUCGAUUCUCUGUCAGAUUUCCACUCUGAAUCUUCUCUCCCAACACUCUUUUCACCAAUACUUUUGAUCCCGUCUGAUGUUGUACUGGACAAAGCUUGGUCACAUUGUGGAGCAAGUCCUGGAAGUCCAA
This is a messenger RNA of Malus domestica (apple), 2154 nucleotides long. Its product is annotated as protein kinase STUNTED-like. The record is from RefSeq and is a predicted model, not a curated record. Gene Ontology annotation, biological process: protein phosphorylation. Gene Ontology annotation, molecular function: protein kinase activity; ATP binding. Lineage: Eukaryota; Viridiplantae; Streptophyta; Magnoliopsida; Rosales; Rosaceae.